AGUUAUAAAACUAUGAAUAUUAAUAAUAAUAAUAAUGUUGUCAACGAUGAUGAUGUUGAUGUUGAUGAUGAUGAUGAUGACAAUAAGGGAGUUCCCAAAAUAGGGACAGUUAGAAAAAUUCUAGACCUAAUCUAUAGUCUGAAAAUCGAGCCGUUUAUGUUUUUCUAUGUACUAUCAAUGAUGCUAUCGGAYAUAACMUUCAAUCAACUGGUCCAGGACAAAUUGUGUCUGAAUAGUUAUAAUCAAACUGUCCAAUAYUGUGCCCAAAUAAGCAAACUAUCGACAACAGGUACUACCGGUGCCACCCAGGUAGACAUUCAAAUCAGAGAUGCCAUACUUGGUGAUCUGGCUCAGUUCAAUACCUAUAGUAUAAUAUUGGGUACAAUGCCGGCACUGGUCUAUGUCCUAUUUGUCGGCUCCUGGACGGACAGCUAUAUACAUGGCCGCAAAAUUUUACUAUUAAUAGUAUGUGUCGGCUAUAUUGGCUGCUAUCUGGGCUUACUGGUCAAUGCCAUAUAUUUUCAAUGGAAUGUUUACUAUAUCCUAUUGUGUAUAAUACCGUACGGCCUGUCGGGUGGCUGGUCGGUGGUAUGGCUGACCUGCUAUAGCUAUAUGACAAAUAACUCGCCAAAAGAGUACCGAUUCAUCAAAUUUUUGACAUUUGAAGUGACAGUUGCGGCCGCUGGUUCAUUGGGUACCUAUUUGGGCGGUUAUCUGAUUGGAAGCGGCAAUUUGCAGACAACCGACAAACAUAUACACAAUUAUAAUAGCAUUUUCAUAAUAUGUUUGUCAGCCACUGGACUGGCCUUUCUAUGGGUACUGUUGAUGAUCAACGAAUCCCGUCAYCAACGACGACSACACGACCAAACAAUACUGACGGCUCAGUUAGACAACAGUAUAGUUUGUAUUAACGAUGAAGAAAUUCAGCCAUUGAUGGCCAGCACAUCCCGGCAUCAGAGGAUGGUUAGCCAAUCAAUGAAUGAUGAAGUGAUAGUAGAGUCGGCGGAAACAAUCGGCAAAAUGGACGCAAAAUUUUCUGUACGCAAAAUGUUUAACAUCGACAACGUUAGGGAUAUGUUUAGGACGGCAUUGAAACCGCGGCCACAACGGCGCCGGAAACAGCUAUGGCUUAUGUAUCUAUCGAUGUGUAUUGUAUUGUUAGCACUGGUCAAAGAUACGCCGAUAAUCUAUCCGUAUGUGGAAAAAGUAUACGAAUGGGAUGCCCAACAGUUCAGUACUGUCCGAUCGAUAGUAUCGGCAGCGGUAAUGGUGGCCACUGCACCGUUUGGCUAUCUAUUAUCUGGUCUAUUCAAAGUAGACGACACCAAACUCGGUAUACUAGGCUAUCUGUCAUCAGUAUUGUCGCUGAUAGCCAUCGGAUCCAUACCCAGUCCAUUGGGUUUGUAUCUAAUGUAUUUGUUAGGCUGUGCGUCGGGUCUGUGCUCGAUAGCCGUCCGAUCGUUGAUAUCGAAAAUGAUUGCCACCGAAUCAGAAUCGGGUAAAGUGUUCAGCGUUUUGGCCACCUUUGAGACGGCUGUCCCAACAAUCGGUUCACUAGUUUUCAGUACAAUAUUUCGUUAUACAAUCAGUUGGUAUCCGAGUCUAGUCUAUCAUUUGGUCGGUGGGCUUAUGUUUGUACCGAUAGUCAUAUUUAUUUGGAUCGACAUUAACUACAGUCAUUUAUAUUGA
Messenger RNA from Oppia nitens, 1689 nucleotides. RefSeq lists its product as uncharacterized. Gene Ontology annotation, cellular component: membrane. Gene Ontology annotation, biological process: transmembrane transport. Bases 13 to 1689 code for a protein of 558 amino acids. Gene Ontology annotation, molecular function: transmembrane transporter activity. Lineage: Eukaryota; Metazoa; Arthropoda; Arachnida; Sarcoptiformes; Oppiidae. The record is from RefSeq and is a predicted model, not a curated record. The transcript has 3 exons.